Messenger RNA from Dermacentor silvarum, 617 nucleotides. RefSeq lists its product as uncharacterized. The transcript is spliced from 4 exons. The coding region runs from base 20 to 469 and encodes 149 amino acids. Lineage: Eukaryota; Metazoa; Arthropoda; Arachnida; Ixodida; Ixodidae. The record is from RefSeq and is a predicted model, not a curated record. Gene Ontology annotation, molecular function: serine-type endopeptidase inhibitor activity.
CUGGAAGAGGACGAUUAUAAUGUCUAUCGUUCACCCAUCUUUGAUAUUUUCAGGUGACACCAGUAAUUACAAUGCAAAUACUUGCAAAAAGCCCGACUUCGGUAAAUGGCGUGACUGCAAUGGCAUCGGCGCUGGCUACUAUUACGACGACGGCAAGAAAUAUUGCGUUGUACUGACAGAUACUGGUUGCCCGAACCAAACACUGUUUCGUACACGCAAGAAUUGUACCGAUGUUUGUGAAUCAGAUGAAGGGCCAGAGCAUUGCGCCAAGGGCCCCGAAAGCCCUUGUAGCGGCACAGACAGGGGAAGGAAAAGAUACUUUUACAACAUAACGACGCAAGUUUGUUCCGCCUACCCGAGAUGUGGAGUAACACGCCCUUCGCUUGGGGAAAAUUCUUUCUAUACCAACAAUUCCUGUCAACAGGACUGUGGGGGCUUUACGGAAAACGACGUGAAGAGCCAGAAUUGAACCUCCCGACGAUGCCUAAUAUCAACUCUAGAGGAAUAACACUUUUCGUGACGCUCACGGUUGUUCUUCGGUGGAGGCAAUACUGAAGCAAUAAUCAAAUUUAAGUAGCUGGAAUAUUUUUGCAAAAGCUGUACAUACUGGGAAGAUA